Messenger RNA from Diatraea saccharalis (sugarcane borer), 3241 nucleotides. The record is from the annotation of a GenBank genome assembly. Lineage: Eukaryota; Metazoa; Arthropoda; Insecta; Lepidoptera; Crambidae.
AGUCGCCGCCCGCCCUCGCGCCGCGCCGCACGCGUCCGCCACCAACAACCUAUCAAUUACAUAUCAACGCUUUUAGUGCUAAGUCUGUGUAUUCGGUUGUGAUUAUUUUUCCUAUAAAUAUUGCACAUGUCAUGAAGCUGUUUAUUAAAUUAUAUUAAAUUUAACUUAGUAAAAUUAGGGUUAAAAUUUUGAUAUACUGGCUAUUUGCUUAGUGAUUUUUUAUAAAAUAAUAGUAACAAGUGGAAAAGUGUAAGGAUUUUGAUGUUUUUAUAAAGUUAACGAAAUGUCUCAAGCAUCACAAGGAUUUGUUCCUGAUAAAGUACAGGAGUUCAAUCGUAGAGCUUCUCAAGAUUUAUCUGAAGCGUCUGGUGCUCAAAAGCCUCAGAGAUCUUCACAAGAAGGCACUCCUAAAAAAGAAUCAACUCAAAAUGGCACAGAAAAACAAGCCCAGCAUAUUGGCAAUGAAAAGGCUGCAAAGCCCGAUGAGAAACAGAAGCAAGAAAGUUACGCUCUUCGUCAGGGUCAUUCUCAAGAUAACAAGAACCCAUUUUCUCCUCAUAUGUAUCGUAAUAGUCGUCCACACGGCCAUUUUGAGAUGGGACCUCGAGGUUUAGAUUAUUCCCCACACCGUAUGGGCAUAGAAUUCUCGAAUAGACUCCGAGAUUAUGGCCCUCAGCGUUCCACUUCUAUACAUGGCCAUGAAUUGACUGAUGUUCCAAUGAAGCCAGAGUAUUUGGGACAUAGGAGUCAUUUCGGAAGUCAGAUUGGACCAGGAGGAAUUACUGGACAUCCUGAUGUUGUCUUUAGACAUGACUAUUAUAACCAGAUGGGCUUCUCGCCUCCUAGAGCGUCCAGGUUUUCUUCACAAGAGUACCUGAAUGCUCCCGGCCAGUACGGUAGAUGGCCUGAUUACAGAGCGGAAUACAGGCAGCGUCGUCGCUCACAGCAGGAUCUUCAUUCCAUGGAUCCAGGACCCGAAUCAGUUACGGCGUUGCGUGAACACUGGGAUGAAGCUAAUGCACGUGUACUACAACGUAAGGCGCAGCUCGAUGCGAUGCUCGGCGAUUCGCAGCGAUACGAGGCGAGGCGGCGCGAUGCGGACGCGUGGCUGGCACGCAUGGAGGCACGCCUGGCCAGCAUGUCACCGCCGGGACACACAGCUGAUGUACUCGAGAUGCAGCUUAGAGAACAAAAGUCAUUCCACGCCGAAAUUCAUCAAUACAAAUAUCAAAUCGAACUCUUCGGCCAGCUGACCCAGCGACUCAUCGCCGUCUAUCGUAAUGACGACACAACACGCAUCAAACGUGCCACCGAGGCAAUAAACCACAGAUACAAUGAGCUUAAUAACAGUAUCAUAGCUCGGGGCAAAGCCCUAAACGCUGCGGUGUCGUCAUUGCAAAACUUCGAUCGUUCAUUGGAGAAGUUCGUCGGUUGGCUGAGCGAAGCAGAGUCGCUGUUGGAUGCUGCUGACAGGGACCCUCAUCUACUCAAGGACCUACAAUCGGAGAUCGAAACUCAUAGAGAUGUGUACGCAUCCCUCACUGGCACCGGCCGUAGACUGCUGGGCUCGUUGUCCUCGCAGGAGGACGCGGUCAUGCUGCAAAGAAGACUGGACGAGAUGAACCAACGAUGGCACCACCUGAAAGCAAAGAGUAUGGCCAUCAGGAAUCGUCUGGAGAGCAACGCGGAACACUGGUCAGCGCUACUCCUCUCCUUGCGUGAGUUGACCGAAUGGGUGAUCCGCAAGGAGACGGAACUGAAUGCAUUGGCGCCACCCAGAGGUGAUCUGUCCGCGUUGUUGAAGCAACAAGAUGACCAUCGCGCAUUCAGAAGACAAUUGGAGGACAAAAGGCCUGUUGUAGAGAGCAAUCUACUAAGCGGACGGCAACACAUCGCCAAUGAACCUCCUAUGUCGGACACCAGCGACACUGAAGGUCGUGAGAACGAGGGUGACUCCAGAGGCUACAGGUCGGCGGAGGAGCAGGCCCGCGAGCUCGCCCGCUCCAUCAGGCGGGAGGUGGCCAAGUUAGCAGACAAAUGGAACAACCUGGUCGACAGGAGUGACGCCUGGGGAAGGUGCUUAGAGGAUGCUGUUCAGCGUGUUCGCAACUUCACUACGUCACUGGACGAGCUAUCGUCACGUGUUCAGACUGCGGAGGCCGCGCGUGCAUCAUGGCGCGGACCCGGUGAUGCGAGGGACGCGCGCGCACAACUAGACGCUGUCACAAGAUCGAGAGCACAACUACCUCCUUUGAAAAGGCUAGCCGACGAGUUACAUGGACAAGCUCAGGCUUUGGCUAGAGACAAAAUUCAACUACCUGAACAUUUGCUAGCCAGAUUAGAUGACUUAAAUACCAGGGUUGGAGCUCUUUGCGCUGGUGGUGAAGAGCGAGCAAGACAGCUAGCCGGCGUCGCACGAGAUGGCGGCGCGGGCGCAGCUCAAGGCUUCCUUGCCGGCUCCGUAGAACCACCUUGGGAGAGAGCAGUUACUCCCGCUAAUGUACCAUAUUAUAUCAAUCACGAAUUAGAAACUACCCAUUGGGACCAUCCAAAGAUGAUAGAACUGAUGAACUCAUUAGCGGACUUAAAUGAGGUCCGUUUCUCCGCGUACAGAACAGCACUCAAGCUCAGGACAGUGCAAAAGGCGUUAUGCAUGCAUAUGCUGCAGCUGCCAGCUGCUCUAGAAGCCUUCGAUGCGCACGGUCUUCGCGCCCAAAACGACAGACUCAUCGACAUACCGGAUAUGAUCACUGUGCUCACAUCUUUAUACGAGGUGAUAGCAGCAGAAAACCCGAGCCUAGUGAACGUGCCGUUAUGCCUAGAUCUGUCAAUCAACUGGUUGCUGAACGUGUACGACAGCCAGCGCACUGGACAGAUUCGCGUGCUCAGCUUCAAGGUCGGCCUGGUGCUGCUCUGUAAAGGACACCUGGAAGAGAAAUACAGAUAUCUGUUCAGAUUAAUCGCAGAUCCUUCAUGUCGCGUGGACCAACGAAAACUUGGAUUGUUAUUACAUGACUGUAUUCAGGUUCCGCGUCAGUUGGGUGAGGUGGCGGCGUUCGGCGGGUCCAACAUCGAGCCCUCAGUCCGCAGCUGCUUCGAGCAAGCUGCCGCCGCACCACAGCCCUCCAGCAAACCAGCUACGCUAGACAGGAAAACACCAGGUGAUAUUUGACAUCGAACACUUUCACCGUUUUUUUCCCAUUUGUUUCCGUUGACCCCUUUGAAUCCAUACGUUAUCGGA